Macroventuria anomochaeta is the source of this 1831-nucleotide messenger RNA. RefSeq lists its product as uncharacterized. Gene Ontology annotation, molecular function: membrane insertase activity. The record is from RefSeq and is a predicted model, not a curated record. The transcript has 3 exons. Lineage: Eukaryota; Fungi; Ascomycota; Dothideomycetes; Pleosporales; Didymellaceae. Gene Ontology annotation, biological process: protein insertion into mitochondrial inner membrane from matrix; mitochondrial respiratory chain complex IV assembly. The coding region runs from base 10 to 1764 and encodes 584 amino acids. Gene Ontology annotation, cellular component: mitochondrial inner membrane.
CAUCUCACAAUGCUGCCAAGUAGAGGGCUGCGGCCCGCCCAGUUCGCUCCCUUGACUUCGCGCCAAUCAACGUAUAUCUCUUGUAAUGCAUCAAGAAAGUUCUCUUCCCUUCCCCGCACCGCCGGUCUCCCUCCCUCCUCUCGCACAAGCCCGCUGUCCGCUCAAUGGAGAGCUGGCGCAGGCGCAAACUCGCACAUCGCCCUGAACGCAUCGUCAAUUCGUUACGGAUCCUGGUAUGCGCCAUGGAGCUGGGGUCGCUCCAGCACACCGGGCGCACCCACCGAAACAGUACCCGUCGCCGAGUUCUCGAAUACGCCUACACCACCCGCACCCACACCCGCACCAGCAUUCGAGCCAGAGGUUACCACUGCCACCCCCGAGAUCGCGCCCGCGGGUAUCGACAAGGCUGCCGUCACUGAGAGCACCGUCACACCAGCUGAGGGCACAUCAUCGACCCUUGACGCGCAGACGCUGGAUAAGCUCCUCGGCAACACCCCUGUGAAGGAUGUAAUUCCCAGGGCAGAGAUUGAUCCCACACAGCUCAUCGACCACCCCGGACAGCUUGCAGAGCUGGGACUAGACUACGGCUACGGCGUCACGACUAUGUUUGAGAAGCUCAUCGAGACAAUGUAUCUGCAGACAGGCUGGGGCUGGGCGGGAACCAUCAUGGCAACCACUGUCGUUGUGCGUAGCGGCAUGUUCGUGUUCCAGGCCCUCAGUUCAGACAAGAUGGCUGCCAUGGCCGCCUUGAAGCCAGUUACUGGUCCUUUGCAGGAGAAGUUGAACGCUGCUAUCGCCGCAGGCGACAAGCAAAAGGCGGAUUUGAUCAAGAUGCAGCAGGCAGCAGUCUUGAAACCUCAUCUGGGAGGAAUGUUCUGGAUGGGAGGUUUCACAGCUGUCCAGGCCGUUGUUGGUUUCUGCGCCUUCCGAUGCCUCAGAGCUAUGGGUGAACUGCCUGUUCCUGGAAUGGCGCACGAUGGUUUUCUAUGGUUCACUGACCUGACCGCUCGGGAUCCCUACUUCAUUCUGCCGGCUACUACCACCUUUAUCAUGUACAAGAUCUUCAAGAGCGGUGGCGAGACUGGUGUUGCAGACGCAACCGCAGAGGCUGCCUCACGGCGGAAGUUGAUGACCGGUAUGGCCUUCUUCAUCGGUAUCAUCACUGCGUUCCAGGCCUCCGCUCUGCAGCUUUACUUCCUGGUGUCUGGUCUCCUUGGUGCCUGCACCGGCUACCUCCUCAAGCAAAACGGCUUCAGGCGCAUGAUUGGCAUCCGAGCCCUUCCUACCCCAGAAAGCAACGAAGUCUUCUCCAAGGUCGUCAAGGGUGAGCUCAAGCUCAAGGACAUCAAGGGCCCCGAUGGCAAGAUCCGCUACCAGCCCCCCACUCAGCUGAACACCAAGUCCGCCCUCGGCACCACACGCCGCAACGCUACCCUCGCUGGCGGCGCCAUCAAGAUCAAGGAGGGCGCCACACUGCCUUUGCACAUGCGUGCCGAGCAACCCAAGAUCGACAAGGAGUUCCCUGACCGCGACGCCGAUUUCGAGGAAGGCCCCAAGGGCAGCCUGAGCGAGAAGAUGGACUACUACCGCCGCAACUACAAGAUGGCGUACGUCAAGCGCAGGAUGAACGACAGCAUGAGGGGCAUGAUGCAGAGGGCUGGAUACGACGUUGGUACCAACCUGAGCAGGGAAGAGGAGAAGAGGAAGAGGAAGGCGGAGCAGUAUGAGGUUGAGAGGAAGAGGAGGUUUGAGAACAGGAGGUAGAUGAUCGACUGAAGCUGUACAAUACUGCAUGUUUGGGGUUAUCACGGGCACAGGCAUGGGAUGGCGG